AUGUUGGAUAAAAAAAGCAUUACCCAUACAGGAAGGUUAUGUUUCGCACACAUACCGGCCCGUUAUGUAUCAAUAUUAAUGAUAUCGUUGGGCAUAUUUCUUGAUUACAGUUACAAAAGUUUUCUGGGCGUUACAAUCGUAGCGAUGGUCAGACACGACAGUAAAUCAAAAACAAUGAAUACCGAGUGUCCAGUAGAUGACAUACAAAAUGGUGCCAACAGUAGUAGUAGUUUCGGUGAAUUUGAAUGGACAGACAGUCAACAGACAGUGAUUUUAGGUGCCUUUUAUUACGGUUAUAUUUUUACAAAUUUUCCGGCGGGUAUUAUAUAUGAAAAACUAAGCGGCAAAUGGUUGGUUGGCUGCAGUGUCUUAACUACUGGUAUAUUGUCAGCUAUAGGACCAAUUGUUAUGCGUUUGGGGGGCAAUUCAAUUGUGCCGAUCGUAUUGAUUAGGAUUGGACAAGGUUUUAGUGAGGGUAUAAUGUUUCCGAUUAUUAACGCAAUGAUAGCUAAAUGGAUGCCAAAAAUAGAGAGAAGUCGUGCCGUUUCCCUAACAUUUGUGGGAUCAUCUCUGGGAGUAGUAGUCAGUCUAUCACUGAGCGGUUAUCUAUGCAGUACAACAAUUAUGGGCGGUUGGCCAGCAAUUUAUUAUUUUCUAGGAAUCGGAUCAUUUAUUUGGUUUAUAUUUUGGUCACUAUUUGUGUUUGACUCGCCCGACACUCAUCCGUAUAUAUCGCAAAAUGAGUACAAUUAUAUUAAAUCGGGACAGGGAUAUGAAACUAACGGUUCGAAAAAACAUAUCCCAUGGAAAUCAAUGCUAACAUCAUAUCGUGUUUAUUCAGCUGUCAUAACACACUUUGGUGCCAAUUGGGGUUAUUUUACACUAUUAACACUAUUGCCCACAUAUUAUGAUAAAAUAUUACAUAUGAAUAUUAAAUCAGAUGGAUUUAUAUCAAGUUUACCAUAUAUUGCUAAUGCAAUUGUAUCGUUUUCGGUAUCAUAUAUAACCGAUAAAUUAAGACAAAAAGGUUUUAAUAUAACAGUGUUAAGAAAAAUCAAUAAUUCAAUAGCAUUUUUCGGUACUGGUUUUUAUGUUAUAUUUUUUAUAAUCGGUUUGGGUUUGAAUGGCUGUAUAUAUUCGGGAGUUUUUGCCACUUAUGUAGAUAUGUCACCAAAUUAUGCCGGUUUUCUCAUGGGUUUCAGUAACACAUUUGCAACCAUUCCCUGUAUUAUUAGUCCACUAAUUGCUUCACAAAUCUAUAAAAAUGGGCAAUCACUUAAAACUUGGUCCUAUGUUUUCUAUAUUUGUUUCGGUAUCUACUUUUGUACACAAAUUAUUUAUAUAUUAUUUGCAUCAUCAGAGUUGCAGUCAUGGGGUAUGACUACCAAAACAAAAACUAAAAAACCUAAUAAUGUCGACCACAUCACUAAUACUAAGUUAUGA
Messenger RNA from Oppia nitens, 1443 nucleotides. Its product is annotated as sialin-like. Gene Ontology annotation, biological process: monoatomic anion transport; transmembrane transport. The record is from RefSeq and is a predicted model, not a curated record. Gene Ontology annotation, molecular function: transmembrane transporter activity. The coding region runs from base 1 to 1443 and encodes 480 amino acids. NCBI's taxonomy places the organism in Eukaryota, Metazoa, Arthropoda, Arachnida, Sarcoptiformes, Oppiidae. The transcript is spliced from 6 exons.